GACUAGCUGAGGUUCUGCCCCCUCUAACAUAAAGCCUGCCCUCCCCAAGAUUUUUCUUAGGGGGGGCAAGCCUUUGGGGGGGCAGAACCUCAAGGAGCUAUGCAUUUUUAUUGAUUUCUGGGUGGCAGCUGCCCCUUCCUGGCGACGCCCCUGACUAGCUGAGGUUCUGCCCCCUCUAAUAUAAAGCCUGUCCCUCCCCCCCAGCAAAAAAAUCCUGCAUGCAAAGGAGCUCCCUUUCGUCUGAGAACUGCUGGGCUUAGUCGCGAGCAAGUGGUGACCCCUUCUCCCGCCGCCGUGCCGCGCAGGAAUUGCCCGGGGACGAGCAUUGGGCGAAAUGCAAAGACGUCUCCCGUGCUUUUCCUUAAGCGGCGAAGGGGAGAAAGGCGAGACGCGAGCACGCGCCGGCACCCCGCCCCGUCCAGGCGCGUCCCCGCCCUGCGGCUCUCCGGGCGGGGGCCACGUGAUUUCCUGGAAGAGGGCAAGGCGCUAGGUCUCUUUAAGUUUCGCUUUCCACUUUGCAAACGCUGCCAGUCGCUGCGACGGGCGGGUUGGACGGCGGGGUCCCCUUCUGUCUCCGUUGCACUCGCGCGCCCCAGCCAUGGCUCAGCUGCUGCGCGCGCCCUCGGCCCCUUCCCUGGUGGGCUUGGAAGAGGAGCUGACGUGCUCCAUCUGCCUGUGCGUUUUCGAGAGCCCCGUGACCACCCCGUGCGGCCACAACUUCUGCCUGCCUUGCCUGGAGAUGACCUGGUCGGGCUUGCUGAGGAACUUCUGCUGCCCUCAGUGCAGGAGCUCCUUCGACAGUCGCCCCGAGCUGAAGAAAAACACGGUCCUCUGCAGGGUGGUGGAGCAGUUCCAGAGCGCCCAAGGCGAGCCCGCCGAGAAGAAGAAAGGCCUUGGAGAUGCCACCACCAAAACCACCAGCAGCAGCAGCACCCGCUCUUCGGUGGCCUGUGACAGUUGCCUGGAGAAGGUGGCCGACAAAACCUGCCUCACCUGCAUGGCCUCCUUCUGCCCGGAGCACCUGCGGCCGCACCUAGAGAGCCCCGCCUUCAAGGGCCACCAGCUGGUGCCGCCGGUGAAGGACCUCCAGCGCCGGAAGUGCCAAACCCACCAGAAACUCCUGGAGUUCUACUGCAAGGAGCACAACAGCUGCAUCUGCUGUUUUUGCUUGGUCACGCACAAGGCGUGCGCCACCGUCCCCUUGCAAGAGGCCAAGGACGAGAAGGAGGUGAGACGGGGCCUUGGCCAGCUUCUGGCGCCGUCCAGGUGUACAGCCGUACCUUGGAAAUCAAAUGGAAUCCGUUCCGGAAGUCUGUUUGACUUCCAAAACAUUCGGAAACCAAAGCACGGCUGUCGAUUGGCUGUAGGAAGCUCCUGCUGCCAAUCGGAAGCCCCGUCGGACGUUCGGCUUCCAAAAGAACGCUCGAAAACUGGAACAGUCACUUCCGGGUUUUGGUCGUUCGGGAGCCAAGGCGUUUGAGAUCCAAGGUACGACUGUAUUGGAUUCCCAAAUCCUGUCAGCCCUGGCCAGCACAGCCAAUGGUCAGAGGGGCGACAUGGAGAUUGUCAUCUAAAUUUGGAAGGCGUGUGGCCAGGGAAAGGCUGGUUUGUGUCGCAAAUGUAGCUCAUGCGGCCUUGCGGUUAGGCAGUCGCCUGGUAGGCACAGAGGCAAGUGAGCAGGCUGGUUGAGGAGGGGCAGAGCACUAUGGUUUGGCAACAGAGCGUGUGUUCAUGGCGUCCGGGAAGGGGGCACAGUGGGCGAACAGAACCCACCACGUCCCAACCCAGCUCUCAACCAAACCAGAACAGCACCAGCCCUGAGCCGCUUUGCGAGGCCUUGCAAAGUGGCUCAAGGAGGGCAGUGAGAGAAGCACGCUGUGUACCCUUCGAUCCAUGGACAUAGCUAGGAUUUAUGUUGGAGGGCAGGACACCCGCUGGUCAUCCUCUGUCUGGCUCUGUCCAACAGAUUCAGAAUGAACUGUAUCAACAUUUCUUUUCUUUUGACCCCAAGUGCUCAAAAUCUUUCUACUAUUUCUACUUUUAGUCAAAUAUUUCUAUUUAUUUGCUUGAUUUGGAGGAGCGAAGCUGCCCCUUCCCCCUGGCUAUGCCCAGGGACUGGGCUCAAAGGACAUGUGGCUGUUGCUUUUUUAUCACGGCACCCUCCUCGGAGCCUAGCCUUGUGAAGUUAUAGUUUCUAUGCUGGGUGAAAAGGUGAGACAACUGGGCUGGUGGAGGAGGGAGGCAUGCUAUUCAAAAAUCACAAUGUGAAGAAAACUCUGAAGCCAGCCAAUGCCUCUACAUAGCCACCCCCCCCCGUUAUUUCAGACAUUGCAAUAUACAGUUGUACCUUGGUUGUCAAACGCCUUGGCAUUCGGACGUUUUGGCUUCUGAACGCUGCAAACCUGGAAGUGACUGUUCCAGUUUGCAAACGUUCUUUGGAACCCAGACGUCCGACAGGGCUUCCAAUUGGCUGCAGGAGCUUCCUGCAGCCAAUCGGAAGCCUCGCUUUGGUUUCCAAACGUUUGGGAAGUUGAACGGACUUCCGGAACAGAUUCCAUACGACCACUAUACUCGUAUAUUCCAACAUUUAGCUGGUGAUAUGUUACAAAGUUAAAAAACAGGUAUUGCCCAACCUUAGUCAGGAAUGGUCAGGAAGUAUAGGAGGUGCAGUGUGUUAAUAUCCGGAGGGAAGCGGGUUCCUGUUUUUUGCUCAAGAGCAGGAACGGCGUGUCUGUGGAUGUCGAUAGCUGAUCUGUACUCUUAAAGCGGAGCCUCUUUUAUUCUCUUACAGUCCCAACUGAAGCAGAGACUAACGGAACUCUAUGCUCUGAACGAGAAGGCUUUGCAGUCCUUGGACCAAGUGCGAGUGCAGCAGAAGCAAACCAGUGUAAGGAAUGAUUCGUGUUUUCACAGCUUGCUUUUGAUGAGAGGGGCGGGAGAUUUGUGCACCACAAGCGACCCGCCUUGAGUUGAAAGGGAAGACCAAGAUGGCGGAUGUGAGCCUCAGUCAGAUAGCUGGUGGCCAGCUGGUUAACAUCAGCCUGCCGUACCACAGUCUUACACUGCUGGUGGCAAUAGGUAUUUUCUAUUAUCCCUGGAAACAGCUCACAAACGUGAUGAAGCAGACUCAUUUUCCUACUCAUAUUGAAAUACUGCCCCUCAGUGAGGCCAAACUUAGAUCCACAAAAUGUUUAGGGGUAUGCGUAUCCCUGCGUCCCCCCAGAAAAAAGCACUCUGUGUGUGUGCGUGUGUAUUAUAAUAAUUAUUAAAUUUUCUAAAUUACAUUUCAGAAUAUUCAUUUAAACAACCUUAAAUGAAUGACUUCCCUUCUUCUCUUUCUGUGGUUCAAUUUGCAUUCCGUACAUCCCUGCAUAUUUUACAGCAUGAACUAAAUCAUUCAGUAAUCCAGUGUUACACCCAUUAAAUCUUAUUUACAGAGUGUUUCUUUUUAAGGCACAACAUGCAACAAAAGGUUCUUGUGUCUCCAAAUAGGGCUCAGGUUUGGAAGCUGCCUUUUGGUAUUUAGAACCUGACCAUUUUAUUAUACCUGUAGAGCAGGUUGUAAGGGACGCUGGUGGCGCUGUGGUCUAAACCACUGAGCCUAGGACUUGCUGAUCAGAAGGUCGGUGGUUCGAAUCUCCGCGACGGGGUGAGCUCCUGUUGUUUGGUCCCAGCUCCUGCCCACCUAGCAGUUUGAAAGCACGCCAAAGUGCAAGUAGAUAAAUAGGUACCACUCCAGCGGGAAGGUAAACGGCGUUUCCAUGCACUGCUCUGGUUCACCAGAAGCGGCUUAGUCAUGCUGGCCACAUGACCCGGAAGCUGUACACUGGUUCCCUUGGCCAAUAAAGCGAGAUGAGCGCCGCAACCCCAGAGUCAUCCACGACUGGACCUAACAGUCAGGGGUCUCUUUAACUUUAGAGCAGUUUGUAUGCUACCUCUGGAGAGUAGCAAAGGGGUCCUGCUUUCAUUUCCUCCUGAAACACCCCUAUGCAGCAAGGGGCAGUCUUUCAUUUAACCUUGCGGCAUACAUCUCUGCCCAUCCCUUAGUAGAGGCAUAGGCAAACUUGGCCUUCCAGAUGUUUUGGGACUACAACUCCCAUCAUCCCUAUCUAACAGGACCAGUGGUCAGGGAUGAUGGGAGUUGUAGUCCCAAAACAUCUGGAGGACUGAGUUUGCCUAUGCCUGCCUUAGUACUUCCUGUAACUAUGCUGGCGACUUGAGUAGACCCAUUCCUUCUCUCCGUUUCCCACAGCCCCACCCUCCACCUCCGAUUUCAUCUACCAUUUCCCUUCUUAACUGACACCACAACAUUUCAUACAUCCUGAAAGCUCACGGUUAUUUGUCAAUCCCUUUUGGGGUUUUUUUUUUUUUUUAAGUUUUCUUUCUCAUUUCCAAAAAUUUUCUGUACCUUAGAAGUCUCUCCCUUUUUGUACAGGUGACUCUUUUCCAAGCCAUGUCCUCUUGAGUGGGGAGUAGACAGAGAAUAUGCAGUUUAUUAAAUUUGUUUUUUAAAAAAAUAAAAAUGCCUAUUUUAAAAUGCAUGCUAAGGUCUUAGUGAAUAAAACAUUUCAUUUUUUAAAUAAUAAUUUUUAUUAAUUUUCAGUUUCAAUCCAAUAAUAGCCUCAUUAUAACAAGACCAAAUCAUAAUACAGUUACUAAUACCAAUUGUUCAAAUACCAAAUUACAUAAUUUACGUGGCCUCCCGCAUGCUAGAAUUGAUGGUUUGAUUAUUUUCUUUAUUUCUGCGUUCCAAAAUCUUACUAAUUUCAAUUACAUUCUGGUCAAAAUAAUAAUCCCUUAUACAACAACUGCAGUAUUAAUAACUUCUAUUUGUGUUGACAUAUUAGAUGAUUUAUAGAACUAAAACAUUUCAGAAAGCUGUGUUCAACAUUCACUUGAGGCUCCAGCUUUCUUCUUCGUGAUCCCCCACCUUUUUGCCAUAUAAAAAUCUGACAACAUUAAGCUUAUUCAGUACUGAUCAUGUAGAGUUCUCAUUUGGCCUAAUUACCCAUUAUCACUUUCUGAACUCUUAUUUCCAAAUUUUUUUUUUUUUUUUGUUUUUUUUUUUUUGUCUCUUCAGGAUACAGCUAAUCGGAAGUUGGACCUGCUGAAGGCAGAAUUCCUGGAAAUUAUUGCUUUAAUUGAAGAGGAAGAAAAAGAAGCUGUGAAGAAAGUCCUAGCGGAGGAGAAAAGAGUCCAAGAUAAAUACGAAUAUGUCUAUAAAGUGCUGGGAAAGAAGAAAACCGAAAUCCAGGGAGCGAGAGACCAAAUUGAAGUGACCUUGACAGAGGAUGACGACAUCACAUUCUUAAAGGUAAACCUCUGUUUCCCUGAACCAGGGCCGGAUUUAGGUUUGAUGAGGCCACAAGCCACUGAAGGUAAUGGGGCCCUUUAUAUGUCCAGCUGCCCUUUGUCAACAACAAAUUGUCACUGUUUUUUGUGUUGAAUAUAUGCUAUAUGGUUAUUUAUGGACCUAACAGUUCAAUACACAACACAAAACACUGUUGCUGUAUGUAGGUUUUAUAUUAUUUGUUUUUUAUCUUAUAUUUUGGAAAUGUAUGUCCAGUUUUUUCCCCUUUAAAUUUUUUUGGGGCCUCCCGAGAGAGUGGGGCCCUAAGCUAUAGCUUGUUUAGCUUAUACGUAAAUUCAGCACUGUCCUGAACUCUGUUCAGUCCUGAACUGAUUUCCUAGGCUUGGGUGCCACUAUAUUUCCAUCUGCGCAAACGCUGCAUGGCAGCAGCUUCCUACGACUGCUGCUCCAGAGGGCAGUAUGUGAUUAUUACUCCCUUCCAGACAAAGAUAAAGAAGUAAAGGACUCCUGGAUGGUUAAGUCAAGUCAAAGGUGACUAUGGGGUUCCGGCACUCAUCUCGCUUUCAGGCUGCGUUUGUCCACAGACAGCUUUCCAGGUCAUGUGGCCAGCAUGACUAAACUGCUUCUGGUCCAACGGGACACCGUGACGGAAGCCAGAGCUUCCUGCCACAGUGGUACCUAUUUAUCUACUUGCACUGGUGUGCUUUCAAACUCCUAGGUUGGCAGGAGCUGGGACAGAGCAACGGCAGCUCACUCCAUCGCAGGGAUUUGAACCACCAACCUUCUGGUCGGUAAGCCCAAGAGGCUCAGUGGUUUAGACCACAGCACCACCGGCGUCCAGACAGGAAGGGGAUGUGACAGUGUGUAAGAGCAGAAAUCCUCAUGAGAUCAUCUGCUUUUAUUUCAGAAGGCAGCAAAACUCCGGCAGUUACCCAUCAAAGAUGUCUUCAUACCUAAACUAGAAUUGGAUCAAAACUUGAUACACACCGUUUAUCAAAAAGCCUUUGGCCUCAAAGAAAACGUGAAACAGUUCUUGGCUCAACCCCAGGAGAAGAAAAAAGAAGGUACAGUGGUACCUCGGGUUACAUACGCUUCAGGUUACAGACUCCGCUAACCCAGAAAUAGGACCCCGGGUUAAGAACUUUGCUUCAGGAUGAGAACAGAAAUCAUGCUCCGGCAGCACAGAGGCAGCAGGAGGCCCCAUUAGCUAAAGUGGUGCUUCAGGUUAAGAGCAGUUUCAGGUUAAGUAUGGACCUCCAGAACGAAUUAAGUACUUAACCUGAGGUACCACUGUACUUGGCCUGUUUUGUUUACUAGCAUGUGUCUCUUGCUUAUUGUAUCUCAGUGCACACUGUAUUGAAGUUUUAAAGACUAAAUGGUUUUGGUAUAAAUUAUGAGAAUCACAGGUCCAGGGUCUCUCAAACUACUGCUUAUAACGACAGAAAACCAUGUUUUUCUUAAUUACCCAUUACGUAUUAAUGUGAAUGUGGGUGAAGGUGGGAGUCCGAUUGAUUUGUAAAUUCUGCAUAGUAACUGACUUGGAGUGAGGAGACCUAGGUUAGAAACACAGAUAUAUAUAAGUUAGGCGCCAAAAAGCUCCUUAAACCAGGGCUUCAGUCUCCAAAACAGAAUGCCUAGUUGCCAUUUUGGGGCAGCCGGCUCAAAAGACGUAUUUUCCAGUACAACUUUUUGGUUCCUGAAAUUCAUUCUGACUGUGCAGAUAAAAUACAACAGAUAGAAUUCUACAGGAUGUGUUGCUAGUGUGUGAAAACAGUCAAGAUCCAGGCAUGCACCUGCAGGUGGGGGAGACGUUGGGCACCAUCCUGGCGCCCGCGCAUCUUCCCUUGGUUACAUGUGUCUGAUAGCCAGGUACAAAAUGCGCCUGGUGAAUUUCGAAUGCUAUUUGAAUCCCUUGGUCCAGUCUCUUGGCCUCACACCUCUCUGUCUGUAAAAUGGGUUUACAAAUAGUGUUCCCAUUGCAGUGGCGAUUCUGGGUAGCUUAUUCUAACCAACUGAGCUAUCCGCCCACCGGGAAUAAUUCUUUCGGCACAUCGGCAAGGAGCAAAUUUGGAACUGUUUGCCAAAAUAACUUUAGGCAACAGAUCCAAACCACACCACCAGAUGUGUACAUCUGUGGCGUUGUUCCCAGGGGGAAACCAGGGCAAAGCACAUCGUGAGAAACUCUGCAUGUCCAUACAUGCACACAUAUACUUUACUUUCAGGAGCCGCACAGCGGAAACCGAAGCCUUUUGUGCAGCCAGGGGGGGAAAUUGCUGCAUCCAGUAAGUGAAAAUGCAUGUGACCCCCGCUGCUUGCUAAAUUCUUUUUGCAGUAGCAAAGACGCCUCUUAACUCCAGCCUUGGUUGCUAAGUGGGUGGAAGGUCCUACGACAGACACAUCGCUUCCAGUCCUGCGCAUGCCUGUUCCUCCUUUUGCCUGGCUGUCUUUUAAGAUAUGCAGCAAGAUUCUUGCUUGCUGCAGAAAACCCAAUAUGACCACCCUUCUAACUAGUGUUUUCUUUUCAAAGGUGCACCAAAGAGAGACGACCCUCCAUCAACAUCUUCACAGGCGAAGAAGACAGAAGAGGAUGCUGCAGCUGCUGCUGCUGCAGACACUAGUGAGUGUUGAGGACACAAAUUAUUAUUGAUAAUUUCCAGAGUGUCUCUCUCUCUCUCUCUCUCUCUCUCCUCUUGUGUGAGCAAGCAGAGCUAUGGGGAUAAGAGAUUACAGGAAGCCAGGGGCUCCUCCCAAGUUUUCUUACGUACGCAGCCUAAGUUGUUAAUCUUUGAGAAGGUGGAUAUUUAUUGUCUUUGGGCAGACAGCUAUAAUGGUUGGCCUUCCCAAAGAUAAACGCUGUGGCGUAGCAGUUGGGACACUGGAUUAAGGGUAAAGGUAAAGGGACCCCUGACCAUUAGGUCCAGUCGUGGCCGACUCUGGGGUUGCGGUGCUCAUCUCGCUUUAUUGGCCGAGGGAGCCGGCGUACAGCUUCCGGGUCAUGUGGCCAGCAUGACUAAGCCGCUUCUGGCAAACCAGAGCAGCGCACAGAAAUGCCGUUUACCUUCCCGCCGGAGCGGUACCUAUUUAUCUACUUGCACUUUGACGUGCUUUCCAACUGCUAGGUUGGCAGGAGCAGGGACCGAGCAACGGGAGCUCACCCCGUCGUGGGGAUUCGAACCGCCAACCUUCUGAUUGGCAAGCCCUAGGCUCUGUGGUUUAACCCACAGCGCCACCCACGUCCCAGAGGACACUGGAUUAGAAGGAGCCAAAUUCAAACCCUCACUCUGCCGUGAACCUUGGGCAGGCUAGACGUUCUUGGCCUAACCUACUUCGCAAGGUUGUUAGGAGGAUUAAAUGGGAGAGAUUUGUGUAUGCCACCUUGAGCUCCUUGGGGGAAAGGGGGAACAGUAAAGAUGAAUCAUUCUGGAAAUAAUAAUAAUAAUAUUUCGCUCAUCUGGCUGGGUUGCCCCAGCCACUGGGCGGCUUCCAACACAUAUAAAAAUGCAGAUUUUGGAUUCUAAGAUAACGGUAGAGUACCUGCACACUUUAAAGCCUGUUUGUUGCAAGUCAAACUCUGGAAAUGUCCCUAGAUUUGAAUACGCCACUCCCUCUCUGCCCAAGCAGUGCUUGAGACUCUCCAUGUUAUUUUUAAAAAAAUCUUAUUUAUUGAUUUUUCACCCAAAAACUUUACAAAUUUUAACAUAAACCACAUGCUUCUUUGCCCAUUGAUUUCCCAUCUUCCCUUUCCACAAUUUUCAUAUUACUUACCCUUAAACGCUGCACAUUUCACCUAUAGAAUUCAAGACAUCCAUGCUAACCCACUUACCUUAAUAAUUCAUACAGUCGUACCUUCGAAGCCGAAUGCCUUGGCUCCCGAUCAGAUCGGCUCCCGAACGAUCGAAACCCGGAAGUGAGGGUUCUGGUUUUCGAACGAUUUUUGGAAGCUGAACAUCCGGCGCAGCUUCUGUGGCUUCUGAUUGGCUGCAAGACGCUCCUGCAGCCAAUCGGAAGCCGCGCUUUGGUUUCCGAACGGCUCCGGAAUGCAUUCUGUUUGAAAACCAAGGUACCACUGUAUUUCAAAUCCUACUCGCGUCUGUUUUUCUCUCUGUAAAGGUAAAGGGUAAAGGGACCCCUGACCAUUAGGUCCAGUCGUGACCGACUUUGGGGCGCUCAUCUCGCUUUAUCGGCCAAGGGAGCCGGCGUACAGCUUCCGGGUCACGUGGCCAGCAUGACUAAGCUGCUUCUGGCGAACUAGAGCAGCGCACAGAAAUGCCGUUUACCUUCCCGCCGGAGCGGUACCUAUUUAUCUACUUGCACUUUGACGUGCUUUCAAACUGCUAGGUUGGCAGGAGCAGGGACCGAGCAACGGGAGCUCACCCCGUCGCGGGGAUUGGAACCGCCGACCUUCUGAUUGGCAAGCCCUAGGCUCUGUGGUUUAACCCACAGCGCCACCCGCAUCCCUUUUCUCACAGUAGGGAACUCUUUAAAUAUGUCUCGAGUCCUCAAGGAAGUUUUCAUCAAGAGACCCUCUUAUGUUACUGCUCCCUCUCUUCUCCCUAGCUUCCUCUAGGCGGCGCUGUUAUAAAUAUAAGCUCUUUGGCGCAGGCAGCAUCUCUUGUGCUGUUCUGCAUACCUGAAGGUAAAAGGGCGUUUCGGUUGCCAAAGUCCAAAGGUGAUUGUGGCCCCCUUGUUCCCUUGUGUACAGCAGGCCUUAUUUGCCAGGUAAUGACCUGGGCUGUGCCCUUUGUUUGACAUUUGCUGCCUCCACCCAUUAUGUUUGCUCAGAAAAAAAGCAUACCUGGUUACUGCAGUGAAUAAGGUUUCUGGAGAUCGAUUGGCGGGCCCUUUUCCCCGCCCAUUUUUCACGAUGAUACUGUUGAAUUGCAUGCAAUUUCUUCCGCAACUCUGCUUGCUUUUAAGAAGGAAGAUUCUUUCCAAAAUGAAGUGUGUGUCUGCUGAUGUUAGCUCUGCCGCUUCUUUUCUGAUUAAAAACAAGGCUAUAAUAACAGCAAUUUAUAAGUUAUUACAGCGGUACCGCGGGUUGAGUACUUAAUUCGUUCUGGAGGUCCGUUCUUAACCUGAAACUGUUCUUAACCUGAAGCACCACUUUAGCUAAUGGGGCCUCCUGCUGCUGCUGCGCCGCCGGAGCACGAUUUCUGUUCUCAACCUGAAGCAAAGUUCUUAACCUGAAGCACUAUUUCUGAGUUAGCGGAGUCUGUAACCUGAAGCGUAUGUAACCUGAAGCGUAUGUAACCCGAGGUACCACUGUACUUACACCUCGCUCAUCUGGCUGGGUUUCCCCAGCCACUCUGGGAGGCUAUCAACAGGAGAUUAAAAAUACAUUAAAACAUCAGUCAUUAAAAAACUUCCCUAAGCAGGGCUGCCUUCAAAUGUCUUCUAAAAAUAAUAAUAAUAAUUUAUUACUAUAUGUAAUACAGUGGUACCUCUGGUUACAUACGCUUCAGGUUACAGCCUCCGCUCACUCAGAAAUAGGACCUCGGGUUAAGAACUUUGCUUCAGGAUGAGAACAGAAAUCGUGCUCCGUGUGGCGGCAGCAGGAGGCCCCAUUAGCUAAAGUGGUGCUUCAGGUUAAGAACAGUUUCAGGUUAAGAACGGAUCUCCGGAACGAAUUAAGUACUUAACCCGAGGUACCACGGUAUUAUUAUUGUUUAUUUAUAUGCCGCCAUUUGACUGGGUUGUCCCAGCCACUCUGGGCGGCUCCCGACAGAAUGUUAAAACAAAAUAAAACAUCAGACGUAAAAAGCUACCCUGUGCAUGAGUUCUUUCUGAGCAUCAGCAAUGGGUGUCUUGUUGCAUCACAACCUUUUCCUUUUUGUUGUGCUUGUCUUUGUUCUUGGCUUCCCGUGUUGUUGGUGGGACACCUGCCCUACCGACUGCCCAGUCCCCCCCCUCCCAACCUAUUAUUAGCCAAAUCACCUGAAUCAAGUCACAAGUUCACUGGUAUUUCUUUUGAAGAAUACCACCUGCAAGGUAACACAUGGUAGCUUAUAACGAGUGUGAAGUUUGAAGAGGUUUUUCCUUUUUUUAAUGUAUAAAAAUGGAUGAUCAAAAGCAGAUAAAUUUAGAUAACCAGGAGAAACUGAAGAAGAUGGCAGAAUGGAACAUGGUUCAAUAAAAACAUGGAGGGUGCAGCCAAAAGAACAAGGAAGAAGUUUACAAUUUAGAGUUGAAAAGAAAACAGUUAGAUUUAUUUGGGGCCUGCCUUACAUCUGCUGCAGAAUGAGAUGUUGGAGGUAGACUGGACUUCAGCUGGAUAAAUUCAACUCUUGAAUGAAAAUAAGUUUCAGUGACUCUUCCAGAUGGCAAACCUCUAGUUGCAAGGCACAGGUGCUCCAUUGUUAGCAUACGCUGAGGUUGUUUUUUUAAAAAAUAUAUUGUUUCAUUACGUUCCCUAGUAACCACAACUGUUUCAUUUCCCCAGUAACCACAACUGUUUCCUUUUUCCUUUUUUUUUCAGAGCAGAGAAGGCGACCUGCUAAACGAUGUAAGUUCACUCUUGAAAAAAUUGCAUUGCCUUGCUUAAAAGUUGAGGAAUAGCUGACCUGUCUUUUGAACCUGGUGUCACAAGAGGGCUCUUCACGCAUUUACCCAGAUGUGUACCCAUGGCUCUAUCCAUAAAGUAUCCCUGCCAACACCCUGUUUUAUGUGGUUCUAAGCUAACAACGUCCUAAUCAUAUAUCUCAGCUGGUAAAGUGGCGCAUCUUCAGUAUCUGACAAAAAGUUGUACAAUGAGGAUGACGGUUGCACUUCUGUGGGGAAGGAAUUCUACAGUUCAGAGGGUUGUAAGCGAAUUCUACGUUCUAAACUACAGUUGUACCUUGGAUCCCGAACGCCUUGGUACUAGAAUGUUUUGACCCCCAAAUGCCACAAACCCGGAAGUGACUGUUGCAGUUUUCGAACACUCAUUUGGAACCCAAACGUCUGAUGGGGCUUCUGAGGCUUCCGAUUGGCUGCAGGAACUUCCUGUGGCCAAUCAGAAGCCGCGCUUUGGUUUCCGAAUGUUUUGGAAGUCGAACGGACUUCUGGAACGGAUUCCGUUCGACUUCCAAGGUACGACUGUAUUGCUUUUAAAUUAUAUCAUUGUUUUGCUGUAAGUUGCUUAUUAUGGUUGGUUAGAAACCUGGCAAAUGAAUAAAUGUUUCUCGUGUUAACUCCUACUAAAGUUUCUGCGAACCAAAUCACAUUUCAGAUGUGAUCAGGCCACCAGAGGGAGUAUUAGAGACACGUAGCGGUCAAGUGAAGCAGACUUGAGAGGCUGCGUAAAUUGCUUGCUAGGAAAGCAUCCUGGCUAUGCUACCAUGGUCAGUGAACGAGAAAAGUGGCCUCCUUCAGAGCCAAAAUCCAUUUGCUUGCAUUAGGUACUACCUUUUCAACUGAAAGCAUUUUCAAAGGUAUCUCCUUUGUAAAACAGAAUAAAGAGAUGAAGACUCGGCUUUCUUCUUCUAAAAGUUAACUGUGUUGUCUUGCCUUGGACAAGAGGGUUCAGCCUGAGGAGCGUCUAGAUUUCAGGAAACAGAUCUACUGCAAUACUCGGGAGAGAUCUUCCAGUAAAUCCUGAUCUUCUUUCUGCCCACCCUUCUCCUAGAAGACUCAGAGGUGUAGGGAAAAUAAGGAUGUUUUAAAAUGCCUCUGCUGCAUUGCUAGAUCUCCAUUGGUCCCAGAGUGGGAGGGAAGGAACUCUGAAGUGUUACUGAACGCAAGGACCAGGGAAUGGAAGUGUUUUAAGUGAUUGAAAAAGGACCUUGGGUUUUUCCUCACCAGGGUUAAAUGGUGUUCAGCGGCUCCUGGCUCUUGGGAUGAUGAUGAUGAUGAUGAUGAUAAAUUUAUACCCAGCCCAUUUGGCAGAAUAUUAAAGGGACCCCUGACUGUUGGGUCCAGUCGUGGCCGACUCUGGGGUUGCGGCGCUCAUCUCGCUUUACUGGCCGAGGGAGCCAGCGUACAGCUUCCGGGUCAUGUGGCCAGCAUGACUAAGCUGCUUCUGGCGAACCAGAGCAGCGCACGGAAACGCUGUUUACCUUCCUGCCAGAGCGGUACCUAUUUAUCUACUUGCACUUUGAUGUGCUUUCGAACUGCUAGGUUGGCAGGAGCAGGGACCGAGCAACGGGAGCUCACUCCGUCGCAGGGAUUCGAACCACCGACCUUCUGAUCGGCAAGUCCUAGGUUCUGUGGUUUAACCCACAGCGCCACCCGCGUCCCUUAACAGAAUAUUAAUAAUAAUAAAAAAAAUAAAACAUCAAACAAUAAAAAAAAUUAAAAACUUCCCUAAGAUUAUCAGUUUCCUGCUUUCCAGUUCAACAGCUGUUCCUGUAUUAAUCGUUGGAAUAGUGUGCAAUCUUAAACCCAGUUGUAUGGCGAAAAGACCCUUCAGAAUCAAGGUGACUUGACUUUUGAAUGAAUUUGGCUAGAAUUUGGCUGUAAGAUCCUGUUUGUGCAACCUGUGUGGUAGAGUUGAAUAAAACCUUGUGGAAAUUAAGUUGCCCUGUUUUGGUGAUGGUUGUUUAAAAUGUGUGUAUUGUAAAAAUAAUAAUCACCACACGACUCCAUUUCCCUCCCUUCCCCAGCACAAAGUCCCACCCAGAGAGCACGAAGUUCUAGCAGGCCUCAAGCAGGGAUUCCGUCGAUAACUCUGGAAAGCUUUUUAAGUAAAUCCCGAGAAGAACUUUUGGAAUGUAAGUCACCUGAUUCUGUGUAUGCAAAUUCAGUUCCCGGAAUUCCAUCACGCUCUCAACAUUCUGUCACAUUAUUUUGGACUGGAAAGGUCCAGUGUAUUUUUUUUAAGUAUACACUAGUGGCCAAAAUUGUGGAAACCUUUUGGGAAAAGUGUCUUUCCGAGGUUUGAUGGCUCAUAACACCUGAUUGGCUCUCUAAACACUCAUGCUCAUUGGCUACAUUCAACCUAAACAAGUUGUGCUUCCUUUUUCUGAAUAAAUAAAAAAAAUUAAAAUUGUACAGUAGCACCUCAGAGACCAUCUAAGUUUGUUCUGGGUAUAAGCUUUCGUGUGCAUGCACACUUCUUCAGAUACCCUAAAACAGAAGUCACCAGACUCUUACAUAUAGUGGGAGGGUGGGGUAUUUCUCAGAAGGGUAGUAGGAGAUGGGUGAUUGGCUCAAUGGGUAUGGUAAAUUCAUUUUUUCUGGUUAUUUGGCUAUAAUGUUUGACAGAAUUCAGAUUGAACAAACCCUGCUGCAUUACAUUCUUCAUUAAAUUACAGUGGUACCUCAGGUUACAUACGCUUCAGGUUACAGAUGCUUCAGGUUACAGACUCUGCUAACCCAGAAAUAGUACCUCGGGUUAAGAACUUUGCUUCAGGAUGAGAACAGAAAUCGUGCUCCAGUGGUGUGGCAGCAGCAGGAGGCCCCAUUAGCUAAAGUGGUGCUUCAGGUUAAGAACAGGUUCAGGGUAAGAACGGAUCUCCGGAACGAAUUAAGUACUUAACCCGAGGUACCACUGUAUAUUCCCAUUGAUGUAUAAUUUUAUGGUAUUUCUCCAAAAAUAGUGGUGUUAUGAGCCAUGAAACCUCAGAAAUUUCCCAAAAGGUUUCCACAAUUUUGGCCACUAGUGUAUUAACGUAUGGGUCCUGUCCCCGUUCUCACACACUUUGUUUCUUUUUCCUCACACUAUCUUUGUAUAAAUGAAGUUCUCUUAAUAGCAAAGACUUAUCGUGCUCUUCUUCCCCAACCUUCCUCAAUUUCCCCUCUUGCUCUGUAAAAUAUCAGGUGGCCGUUCUUCUCACUUCUCCCCUGAACUUCCUUCUCCGCAGUUGCGACAAAAUUCACUCUGGAUUUCAACACCGCCCACAAGAAAGUGCUGCUCUCUGAGAGGAACACCAAGAUAUCCGUGUCGGAAACUCCUCAGAAUUACCCCCACCACCCUCAGCGCUUCACCUACUGCUCCCAGGUGGUGGCCUUCCAGUGUUUCAAGCGGGGCAUCCAUUACUGGGAAGUGGAGCUGGAGCACAACACUUUCUGCGGGGUCGGCGUCUGCUAUGGGAGCAUGGCAAGGCAGGGGGCGGAGAGCCGCCUGGGGCGUAAUGGCAGCUCCUGGUGCAUCGAGUGGUUCAACUCCAGGAUCUCGGCCUGGCACAACGACGUCGAGAAAUGCCUGCCCAACACCAAGCUGAAGAAGAUUGGCGUCUUGCUGAAUUACGACGGCGGCUUCGUCAUUUUCUUCGGCGUUGGCGAGAAACUCAUCCUGCUCUACAAAUUCCGGGCGCAGUUCACGGAAGCACUCUAUCCAGCGUUCUGGGUGUUCUCCAGUGGGACCACUAUCUCGCUGUGCCAGCUGAAGUGAAGAACGGAACCACCACCAUUUGCUUUGCUCACAUAGGGCCUGUCCGUAUGUUAUCUCUGUCUGUCUGUCUGUCUGUCUGUCUCUCUCUCUCUCUCUCUCUCUCUCUCUCUCUCUCUCAGAAUCCUUGGCUUCAAAGCAAAAGUUCACCCUUUUGACCUUGCUUUCUGGGAAUCUGAGGGCUACUAAAUCAAAGCCACAAUCCACUAAGAAUAUUGCCUUGCAGAAGCCUCUCUGAGAGUGUCCUUAGGAAACUUUCAGAGGUGUUUUCCUGUUGCGCUUUCGGUGGACUGUAUUCCUCAGGCACACAGAACUCCUGGCACGCGUUACAUGCAAGUCUGGGGCAUGUCUGAGCAGACGCUUGCUUUGCAUUGCUUCUGCCUCCAUUCCUAACACGCUGUCAGGAGUUCCGAGCACAGGAUAUCUAAGGUGUAUCCCCACUGCUGUGUCCCUGCCGGAAGAAUUCAGUUCUUGCCGUAUGGGCAGUGGCACACGCCCAAUCACACUGUCUCAGGCAGAUCAGGCUUCAAACAGAUUUCUCUUUGAAAUAGUCUGUUGUGAUGCUUAGGGCAGUAACUUCCGUUGGGAGUUGCGUUUUGAUAAACAAGAACAGCGCAGGGCUGUGGAGGUGGUUGGGCAUUCCUGUAUCCGAUAUUGCUAAUUCUGCUCUUGAAGAAGAGCAGGGGCAAUCAGUUUGGUAUCGCUGCACGGAGGAGAGACGCAAAACGGUCUCUGCAGACUAACUACCCGUGAUGUUACAAAAGGAACCCACCCACCCCCCUUCAAUCGUUUGGAACGUCCAUGAAGAUGCAGAUAAGCCCUUCUUAGCUUAAUUCAUUUCUUUGGAGUCAUGGGAACUUAAGGAGCUGAUUCUUUUGGAGGCUUUGAACCAUAUUCAGCAUGCCAGGACAGGAAGGUUGGACAGGAAGUGCUCAUGUUAUGGUUGCACUUCCUGGUCAGAGACCCUUGCUGAAGGGGAACAGCUUCCUUUAGAACAACAACAAGACAUCACCAGCAGCAGUCCAUGCUUCACACCCUCUGUCUCGUUGACCGCUUGGAAUAAAGCACUUCACUUCUCAUCCUGGUCCUUGAAAAUCUUAGUUGCGGCAUUUUUUUCUGAUUUUUGAGGUAUUGGGAAGAGGCUGUGGGUGAAAUGUGAGAUCUUUCAGGCUAGUCUGGUAGAUGGAAUCUUCUGCUCUUCACUGUUGGAGGAGAUUUUGAUCCCUCAUGUUGGACACAUGCAGUUCUCCCAAGGGCAGACUUUGAUAAUGUUUUGACUUAAAAGAUCACUAGUGUGAAGAACCAGCAUGCCCAACAUGGAUCAUGUCUCUGAGUGGUCCCUCCUAGUGGGCAUUUCAGACUUAAUGUGUGAUCUGCCAGUCAGCAAACUGGGAAGGACUUGAAGAAGCUGGAAAGCUAAGAUUUUCUAGUCAACAUCCUUAGCAUUCCUAUGUCUUAGAUUUCUUUAUUUGAUACCUGCUUCCGUGCCUUUCCGACAGUUACACAUCAUAAGCAAUUGAAGAGAACUUUGCAACACUCUUUAUUAAAGAGGAACAAGCUGGAGGCACUGCUAAGGUCUUAAGAAAAUGUGUGUUUUGUACUGUUGCUAGUAGGCAGCACGUUUGGCCUUUCUGGGGCCAGAACACGCACACUUUGCAAAGAUGCUUUUGACCACAUCUCUUGCCUUGAAGCUCUCCAGUUUAGAAGCCUCACAUGCCAGGGGUCUUCUGGCAGAGGUGAAAUGGAAACUGAGAAGCAUCGAUGCUAGACAUGAGCUGAGACCUCUGGAGAAAGCCUGAGAUAAAAGCAAAGUGCUACAGCAAGUUGGCCCACAUGUUUAAGAAUCAAGCCAUGGGUUUCUUCCCAUAGUCAAAGGAUUGAGUGAUAAUACACUGUUGGGAAAUAAUUCCUUUCCAAAUAUUCCAAGCAGUGACAGCUCUGCAUCCCUACUCGGCUUUUGCACCAAACGACUCUUCUUCAGAAUAGUCCAGGAAUCUGAGGCACAAGUUACUGAGACCUUCUGUGGAGCUUAUGAAAAUGUAGUAGAUCGUUGGCCCUCUUCCAAAAAACCCCAAGGAAGUUCAAGAAAGCCAGGAAAGAGUGAUGAAUGAGCUGAAAACAAAGUAGGGUGUGAGGCAGACAAGGGGAACACUACAGCGUUAAGCCGUAGUGUGACUUGAAACAAAAUACAGAAUAAACUUGAGGUAAUGGAAGAAUUGCUAGGGUGGAAGAAUUGCUGGAAUAGAGAUCUGAUUAUUCUUCUCCGGUCUAGCAAAACCUUGGUGAUCAGGAGCUCUGGGACCACAUUUCCCCCUAAUGAUCCAUGCCUAUGUAUUGUAGGAUCUGAGGACAUCAUCUCCCUCCAUAGAGAGAAUUUUGGGUGUGUAUCCUUUUUCUCAUAAGACCUACUAACUUCUUCUUUUUUUUUGGUAGAAGUGCCCUUGAGGACUACUUUCUCAAAUGAGUUGGGUAUUUUACUUUAGCUAUUCUUCCUACAAAUGCUUGUGGGCUCCACACACUUUUCCAUGUGUUUAAAGAACCCACAAGAUAUAAGGCACAGUAGAACCAGUUCCCCUUAUCCAAACUUUGUGUGGUUUGGGAUGUUUCCUACAGUGACUUGGUUGAUGCCCAGCUGCCCUUCUGCUCUCAUUACGAUCUAGCUUCCUUGAUCUUUGCUGAAAUCUUCUGAUUAUGUUCCAAUGGGUUUUGAGAUGAUGAUCUUUGGGAAUCUCACUACUUUUAGUCUUUUGCCUGGCACAAAUAUUGACCACGGGCUAAAAGUUGAUCACUGUUUUUGAUUGUUGAGAUAAAAAUGAAAGGUAAUCUGUUUCUUCUUAGGUUAAGGCUUGUUUCCUAGCCUAGAAUACCAUGGGGGGGGGGGUGUUAUGGCAAGACAGGCAGUAGAAUAAUACUAAUGGAUCCAGUCAAGCAAAAAUUAAACGUAUUAUGUCCUAUUGGUUUUGAGUGGAAGGAUGCUGAGCCUCAUUUUUCAACUCUGCCUUGAUAAUCAAUGAUACAAUUUGAUUUUCUGCUGUUGUUUUCCCAGACCAGAUGAAACCCUUCACCGAAAAGCAAUGUUUGCCUAGCAGUGUGGCUGUGUUUACAUGGAUACGUGGUUGGCUCAAUUAUAAUAAUCUAGUAUCUAAGCUACCAAUUUCUGCCCAGCUUUUCGGUGUAGUAAAUGCAAUGAAAGCUUAUCUUGUCUGCAACACUACUGGGAAAUAACUUCAGCAAGCUUGGAAGCUUGUACAGAAGAACAGAACAUAAAAAUCAAAAUCUAGCUAAUGUUUCUUCUAGUUCAGAUUGCGAACCAUGUUGGUCUGUGGGUUGUUUUUAAGAAGCAGAGGUUAAAAAUAAGAGAGUGAAUGUUUUUGGCAUUCCUCCUUUUUUUUGCCACUGGGCUGCCUUUGUGAUUGGCCCAUUACAGUGUCAGGCAAGACUCUGUCAAAUGUAAUGUUGCAAUGUAUCUUGCAGGUUGGCUUGAUGUUCAUUAAGUGAAAAUUCAAUAAAGUUUGAUUUUAUGAUCGUU
Molecule: messenger RNA, 19146 nt
Organism: Podarcis lilfordi (Lilford's wall lizard)
Lineage: Eukaryota; Metazoa; Chordata; Lepidosauria; Squamata; Lacertidae
Source: the annotation of a GenBank genome assembly